Molecule: messenger RNA, 1763 nt
Organism: Aspergillus ruber CBS 135680
Lineage: Eukaryota; Fungi; Ascomycota; Eurotiomycetes; Eurotiales; Aspergillaceae
Product: questin oxidase family protein
Exons: 4
Coding region: 283-1506 (407 amino acids)
Molecular function (GO): oxidoreductase activity
Source: RefSeq, a predicted model, not a curated record
CUGAUGUACUUUGUUGUAGAUGAGGAGAUGUUUGGUUUGUUUGCAGUAUGCGUCAUAGAUGCCUGAGGAAGGUAUCCCAACAAUCUCCACGCCGAGGCCGCUCAACGGCUUGAAAUGUAGCGAUGGAGAAGCAUACGUUGAUUUCUGUGGUAUCUGGGAUAUAAUUAAUUGACAGUAGUCUUUAAUUGAUUCUCCAGCUGUAUUAGCACUUGCGUACUACUUCAAAACAAGCCCACACGCAUCGGGCACCUCAACGACAACACCACAGUACAAGCAAACGCGAUGCUCCAAUUCUCCUUCUCCCUCCCUCGCAUCUUUCCCCUCUGGGAACGAUCGCAAUUCAAAAUCCCACCACCUAAAAUCCACGACCUCGAAAAUACACCUGAAAAGCCCGACCGCGCGCUAAAGUACCUGAUCAAACUGAAUCACGCCAAUCAUGCCAUUUUGUUCCAUGAAAGGAAGUUCUAUAAUCAUGUUCCUCACUUACUGAGUUCGGCGUGGGUACAAGGUGCUGAUGCGGAUGAGUUGCAUCGGUUGUAUGAAGAUGAAAGUAAGGCGAUGGAGCCGUGGGUUGAUUCGCCGGGGGAGAUUAGUUUGGAUGAUUGGAGGGACUUUCUUGGGCGGAGGGAGUAUCAACGGGCAUUCGUAAACUACUUUGAAGACGAACUUGUCCGGCAAGGAUAUGACUGGAAAGAAGUCGUCCAAGAAUACCUUUUCUCCGGAGAAGAACCUUUAUUCAACUCCCUCAUCACAGACCUCGGUCACCCCCUAAUCCACCUCUCCUACGCCUACGAAUUCUCCAGCCGCGAAUUAGCUAUGGAAGCCCUAGGCCUCGCAGCAACAACCCAUAACCCAAUCCAUAAGUAUCUCUCCGACCCCAUCUACACCAAAACAGAAUCCUCCUACCACACGCCCUCCCUCUUCGACAUCUUGUCCCGCGUGCGAACCGACAAACGCUUCCAUGGGCUCUUCGGCACACCCGGAAACGAGAACAUCGAGAAAAUCUUCGCCGCACGUGAAGAUGCAUUACUCAACCACUGGAAUGCGUGGAAAAUCGAGGGCGAUACUGUCAAACAGUUCCGUGAAACACAGGAACUCGCUACAGCAUUACUACUGGGUACGCAUGCGGAUGGCUCGGAGAAGUAUGAUUUUUUCUUCCUGCAUGUUUUAACCACUAGUCAUGCCGUGCGUGUCUUACUUCCGCUCAUCCCGGCGAAGUUCCAGCUCCCCCUUGUCCGGCAGUGGUGGCUUAUGACGCUAUCCGUGUACAUCGCCCAACUGCGUCCUGAGAUCCAUGUCAACAGAAUUCAGUGCGUCGAGUUGAAAGGGAAGGACUGGAAAUGGGUUGCUGGGAUGGCGGUUAAGGGGAAGUCGGAUGCUCAUUACGCUAAGGUGUUGAGGGUGUUAAGGGAGGCAGCGGAGACUUGGGGGGAUGAGGAGGGGUAUUAUCUCAGGGCGGCAGUUAGGUUUGCGGAGGAGUUUGUUGGGUGGGGUGGGUUUGUUUAGUUGUUGGGUUGUAGUUGUUGAGUUGUAGGGUAAGGUGUGUGUUAAGAUGGUUAGAGGCGUACGGUUUCUUUUUUUUUUUUUAUGAAUGAGCGUCAUGUUGGAGUGUUUGAGAACCAAUUCGUCUCUAUAUGGAAGAUGGCUAUUCUAAGAUGCAGUCCACGAGACCAUUCACUCAAAAGACAUUCACUACAGACAAGUAUUAUCCCUAUGUCUCUUGUGAUCAUAGAAGUCCUAUUCCAGCGUAGUUCAUGAACUCU